AAAAUAAAUUCAGUGUUUACCACUACACUAAGAAUGAAAAGCUUGGGACAGUUAUGAGCGUCAAGUGAUUAUGGGUACCGAUUGUUUAUUGUACAAGUUCAAGCCUUCUGAUGAGUUUAAACUUCUUACUGGUGUAACAAAACGAUUGACGAGCAUGUUGAUAGCUAUGGGACCUUCGAUACUUUAUCGUCUUAGGCAUAAUUCAAUAUAUUGGAAAGAGGCUGCGGAUGAAAAUGUGAGAGGUACAAUGAUGAAAAGUUUACGAGCAAAUAUCAACAAUAAAUUGAAUAUCACUUGUUAUUACAAAUCUAACUUGGACCAAGAAUCAGGCCUACAAGCACCGAGUCGAAUUACGUUCAGUGGAAGUGACCCAUCAUCUGUAUUGUUUUUAACGAAAGAAAAUUUAAUUUUGGACAUUUUCUCUCAAGGCAUGGACUCGACUAAAGAUUUAUCCAGAACUGUUAAGCCACUUCCAGGAGUCGGCUGUUCAGCUUUCUAUGGAAAUAGCGUACCAACUCCAACAAUGAACUCCCACCUUGUCCACCUGAUACUUUCGGAAACAAUUACAAGCUCAACUACCACAAAAACUGUUAGCGAGAUAUAUGCCAAUGAUAGACUCAAAUUGGUGCGUAUACAGAAACCUAAUAGCAAAUCGGAAGCUCUUUAUGACUACUCACUUGGUCUAGUUUACCAAUUUCAAGAGGGCGAGUCCUGUAAAGUUUCACCGGUUAAAAGAGGAUCAAUAGGUCUUAGUCAAGAGACUGGUCAGUUUCACUUGACAAGAUUAUUUCUUCUAGAUGGAAAUUACAAGUAUUUGGGUAAAAUGUAUCUUGAAAAUCGGCCUGAGUUUGCGGCGAAAGUUUGGGAAUCAAUUUCUUAUAAUUCAACUGUUAAUUCUGAUAAAUACGAUAAAGUUGUCACUACCCAAUACUUCACUGAAACCGUUGACAAUUAUGGUUUCGAUGGGCACCUGAGUAGUUAAUAAAAGCCCUGUUCUGGGACAACCGUCCGCUCUGGGACAAACUGUCCG
Panonychus citri (citrus red mite) is the source of this 1030-nucleotide messenger RNA. RefSeq lists its product as uncharacterized. Bases 71 to 982 code for a protein of 303 amino acids. The transcript has 8 exons. NCBI's taxonomy places the organism in Eukaryota, Metazoa, Arthropoda, Arachnida, Trombidiformes, Tetranychidae. The record is from RefSeq and is a predicted model, not a curated record.